ACAAGCUGAAUAGAAAUUAUGACAGCUCUACCAGGACUUUCUUAGACCUAUUAGUAUUUAGAGGCUCACUCUUCUAUGUGCUUAGUUUGUUGAGUUUAGCACUGACUCACUGGUGUGGGAGGCUCUCUCGCAGUGACAUUGACCCAUAACCCCAACUCUGCUUUGCAGGUUCUGUCUCCCGUUGAGUUGGACUCUAAUUUUGCCUUUUGACCCCCGGAGCUGAGAAGGGUUUUUUGAUCUGACAGGAGACGGGACCUGCUGUGAACCACUUUGGACAGACCCAGCAGCAUUUUCUUUUUCUUUUUCUUUUUUUAUGAGCUUGGAAAACAGGAACAUUUCUACUGCCAGUGUUUUUCUGUUGAACCAGAUCUGAGACUAUCCACACUGGAGUCGUAUAUUUAAAGGGAUCUCUAUAGCCCCCUUUUUGCUCCAGGACCAUGGGCUUUCUUUGUGGUAGCGUUAUGCUGCUGUGUGGGGUGGCUCUGCUCAGGACGGAGGGCAGCGGAGUUCAACAGACCAAGAACAACGUCCCCCGGCUAAAACUCUCCUAUAAAGAAAUGCUGGAGUCCAACAACCUGGUGACAUUCGAAGGCCUUCCUAACAGCUCGGCUUACCACACCUUCCUGCUGGACGAGGAGAAAGGACGGCUGGUGGUGGGAGCGAAGGACCACAUCUUCUCAUUCAACCUCCUCAACAUCAGCAAAGACUUUACACAGAUCCCUUGGACAGCGUCUCCCACCAGAAGAGAUGAAUGCAAGUGGGCAGGAAAAGAUAUUUCGAGAGAGUGCUCCAAUUUCAUAAAGGUGCUGCAGCCCUUCAACCAGACCCACAUCUAUGCGUGCGGGACGGGAGCCUUCCACCCGGUGUGCUCCUACCUGGAAGUUGGGAAGAAACUGGAGGAUAAUGUGUUCAGACUGGAGCCUCAUGUAGAGAACGGCCGUGGGAAGAGUCCCUACGAUCCCAAGCUGCUCACUGCGUCCAUGCUAAUUGACGGUGAGCUGUACGCCGGGACGUCCGCUGACUUCAUGGGGCGGGACUUUGCCAUCUUCCGCACUCUGGGAAAGCAUCAUCCUAUCAGAACGGAGCAGCAUGACUCCAGGUGGCUGAAUGAUCCUAGAUUUUUGGGUGUUCAUCUGAUCCCGGAGAGCGACAACCCGGAAGACGAUAAGAUCUACCUGUUCUUCCGAGAGAACGCCAUUGACGGAGAGCACGCUGGAAAGGCCACGCAUGCUCGCAUCGGGCAGCUCUGCAAAAAUGACAUGGGAGGCCACAGGAGUCUGGUGAACAAGUGGACCACCUUCCUGAAAGCUCGACUCGUUUGCUCCGUGCCCGGCGGCAAUGGAAUAGACACACACUUUGAUGAACUCCAGGAUGUUUUCCUCAUGAGCACAAAGGAUCCCAAGAGCCCGAUUAUCUACGCAGUUUUUACCACUUCCAGCAACAUCUUUAAAGGCUCAGCCGUGUGCAUGUACAGCAUGACGGACAUCAGAAGAGUGUUCCUGGGUCCGUACGCUCACAGAGACGGUCCUAAUUAUCAGUGGGUGCCCUUCCAGGGCCGAGUCCCCUACCCAAGGCCUGGCACGUGUCCAGGCAAGACGUUCGGUGGAUUUGAUACGACCAAAGAUCUUCCAGACGAAGUUGUAACCUUUGCCAGAAGCCAUCCGGCCAUGUUCAACCCCGUCUACCCCAUCAACAAUCGGCCCAUCAUAGUGAAAACGGACGUGGACUACCAGUUCACACAGAUAGUGGUGGACAAGGUGGAGGCAGAAGACGGCCAAUAUGAUGUGAUGUUCAUCGGCACAGACAUGGGGACGAUUUUGAAAGUGGUGUCCAUCCCCAGAGGCUCCUGGCACGACUUGGAAGAAGUUCUGUUGGAGGAAAUGACCGUGUUCAGAGAGCCAACAGCCAUUACUGCCAUGGAACUUUCAACAAAACAGCAACAACUGUACCUCGGCUCAGACAUGGGCGUUUCCCAGAUGCCCCUGCAUCGCUGUGAGGUUUAUGGGAAGGCCUGUGCUGAAUGUUGCCUGGCAAGGGACCCGUACUGUGCGUGGGAUGGCACCGAGUGCUCCAGAUACUUCCCCAUGGCUAAAAGGCGAACGAGGAGGCAAGAUAUCAGGAACGGAGACCCGCUCACACAGUGCUCGGACCUGCAACAGCACGAUGAACUGAAUGGACAAGCAACACUCCAGGACAAAACGGUGUAUGGUGUGGAGAACAGCAGCACUUUCCUGGAGUGUAGUCCCAAAUCCCAGAGAGCCCUGACUUACUGGCAGUACCAGCGAUCCACUGACGACCGCAAGCAAGAGAUCAAGUCAGAAGACCGUUUCAUCCGUACGGAGCAAGGCCUCCUGAUCCGAACUCUCAGCCAGAAGGACUCAGGCAUCUAUCUGUGCCACGCGGUGGAGCACGGCUUCAUGCAGACCGUUCUGAAGGUUAACUUAGAGGUCAUUGACACGGAGCGGCUGGAGGAUCUCCUGCACCGCGAUGAAAACGCUGCAGCCGGUAUUCCCUCCCAGGAUGUUUCCCCAGCCAGGGAAUCUCCCAAUCAAAAACUCUGGUACAGAGACUUCCUGUCUUUGGUCAAUCACCCGACGCUGAACAGCGUGGACGAGUUCUGCGAGCAGGUCUGGAAGAGGGAGCGGAAGCACCGGAAGCAGAAAGCUCAGCUGGUGCAGCAAGUACAAUUACACCAGCAGCAGCAGCAGCAGAAGGUUGUGAUCAACCCUCACAAUCACAUGCAUGCGCAGGGGCUGGCGGCCAAGUGGAAACACCUGCAAGAGCGGCAGAAGGGACGCAACCGCAGGACCCAUGAACUGGAGAGGGCCCCCCGCAGCGUCUGAGCUAUAAACCCUGACUUUUUAGCACUGAGACUUGAAAACCGCAGCCAGUUCUCAUAAUGUAAACCUGAUUAACUUAUCGUGCUUCUCUCCUUCAUUCUGAGAUUUCUUCCACAGAGACUGGACCGAAAAGUGGAACUUCAUUAAAAAAAACAAAACAAAAUGUAACCCUGACUUAACCAGCUGGUGCGUUCUGCGCGUGGGCAGCCAUGUUUACCGUACGGAGGACUGCAGGAACCAGGAUGUUGUAUCACGCCAGACCAAUGGGGCAUAUUAUCUCAGCUGGCCUCUGUGGCCUGAACUCUGCAGAGGGACGGCGUCCGCCGGCACUCAGACUGGACGCACAAACCCACCCCGAAGACACGAGUGACUCUGAAGGGCGAGACGGCGACGGCGACGGCGUUCUGUCACUCUAGACUAGUUCAGCGUCUUUGUCAAUGUGAAACUGAGUAGAUGAUUAUCUGAUAAGUUGUUUUUCUACUACAUAUAUAUGAAUGAAAACUAUAGUGAGGUUGUAUUAAAACAAUAAAGAGGACUUACUGUGGAACGACAGGGACAAAAUGGAUAAAGUUCAUCUUAAGGAUUACAUGAAAUAUUUGGUAAUUUAAGGAGAUAAGUGAGUCCGCAUGAGAACAGAAAGUUGCCCAAGCACUGCAAGAAGGACAGACUGUCACCAUAUGUUCAAUAAAUCUAAUAUUGUAACUAAGAUGUGUAAAUAAUGUACUCUAUGAAGUCUGUUCAUACUAAAGGGAAUGGCUCACAGUCAUCUAUUUGCUUCAUGCUGUUUUUUUCCAGAUCAAAAUUUAUUUAAGAGUCUGCCAGAAACUGUUGGAAACAGGGAGCGUUUGUACUAAUCUGUGUGUGUCUAUGCCCUAGAUAAGCUUCCCAAACUGUCUUUUUUAAAACUUCUGUUCAAUAUUUUUAAUCAUCAGACUAUUUUUUACUCAUCUAUGAAAAUUAAUUUCUCUUUAUAAGGAUGCGAAUCAGUGCGCGACUUGUUAUUCUGCGUUCUUCCAAGUUUAUUUAAUGACAUUUUGUAUCCACCUUGUUUCUACCACUAGUGUAUUUAUUGAUAUACAGUUGUGUGCAUUGUUAAAGAAAAUAAUUUACAAUUUUCUUGAGUUUAUCAAUGAGUGUGAUUGAUUGAUUUUUCAGGACCAAUCUCAUAAAAAAAAAGACAAAACAAAACAAUUAUAUAAUCACAAAUACUAUACGGAGACUUCUUGGUCAAUAACACAUUAUAUUUCAAAUGCACUGAGGAAUAAGCCAGUAUCUAGACUGUAUUUUCUUCCACAUUCGUUGCCUCAUGUCAUUGCUUCUGGUGGUGCGGUGAGAGACUGAAUUUCACUGCAUGUAACAUAACAGCACAAAAUCUGAGAACAUGAAACAACACACAAACACAACCCUGGAAUGUAGCUGUGAACAUUGUGUAAAUAAGAAUACUGCGGUCUGUGUUCGACAAAUAUGACACUACGUACUAGUGCAUGUGAAUACUAGUGUUGUGUUUUUGCAAUAGCAAUGAUAUACUACUCCAAUGUUGUCACUGUUGAGUUGUUUGUGUAUUCCGUACACAAUAGGUCUUUUUCAGAGAUGUAUAUACGUCUGUUAGAAUAUCGUCUACUUGAUAUAAACAAGAGCUGUACAGGAAUUCUCCACCAAGCAGUUAUCAGCAAUGAACACUUGAGCUUUGCGACGUUACAGGAUGCUCGAUAACCUCGUGUAAUGACUGUUUCCAGGCUUCAUCUGCAUUGAGAAUAAUGACAGAGGAGGAUGAGAAACAGCUGCGGUCGACCUCAUGAGAAUUCAGGCUCAAAAGACAAGCUCAGCUCUGGAGCUGGAUGUCAAUAUAAGAUCACCACGGAUAAGAAUAAACGUAUGGGACCUGUCUUGGACAUGGACUGGAAGUUAGGAAAUGAAGUGCUGCUGUUGCUGCUUUUUGCAUAAAGAUGAUGAUGAUGAUGAUGAUGAUGAUGAUGGUGAUGUAUUCUACUGAUCUAAUAAAUGUCUCUUCAUAAAGUGCUGGUUUUAUUAAAUCUUUUCCAGUCCUGCCGGCAUCAUGGUAAAACGUGAUUUCCUGUUGCGUACAUUAUGAGAUUAGAUUC
Molecule: messenger RNA, 4942 nt
Organism: Salarias fasciatus (jewelled blenny)
Lineage: Eukaryota; Metazoa; Chordata; Actinopteri; Blenniiformes; Blenniidae
Gene: sema3ab
Product: sema domain, immunoglobulin domain (Ig), short basic domain, secreted, (semaphorin) 3Ab
Exons: 17
Coding region: 438-2843 (801 amino acids)
Biological process (GO): neural crest cell migration; motor neuron axon guidance; negative chemotaxis
Cellular component (GO): plasma membrane; axon; glutamatergic synapse
Molecular function (GO): neuropilin binding; semaphorin receptor binding; chemorepellent activity
Source: RefSeq, a predicted model, not a curated record